This is a messenger RNA of Solanum tuberosum (potato), 2799 nucleotides long. Its product is annotated as probable leucine-rich repeat receptor-like protein kinase At2g33170. Gene Ontology annotation, molecular function: protein binding. The transcript has a single exon. The coding region runs from base 1 to 2799 and encodes 932 amino acids. The record is from RefSeq and is a predicted model, not a curated record. Lineage: Eukaryota; Viridiplantae; Streptophyta; Magnoliopsida; Solanales; Solanaceae.
AUGAAAGUGUUAACAAUAACACUAUGGGUUCUCUUGUUUUUUAUUUUGACAAAUACCAAGUUUGUUGUUUGUGUAGGGAUUUGCAGAGAAAAUGAGCAACGAGCGUUGGAGAUCUUGAAGAAAGAAGUAUAUGAUCCCUCGAAUAUUCUCUCUUCUUGGGUUGUCGGAAAAGAUUGUUGUGAAUGGGAAGGGGUGGUGUGCAACAAUCUCACUCGUCAUGUGAUUGAGCUAAGCAUUUAUGUUGAUAUGUUUGAUUCGAGAUAUCUAAGGAUCAAUAACCUAGAGUGGUUAACAAGUCUUUCGAGUCUUGAGAACCUGGAGAUAGAAAGUGUUGAUCUUAGCAAAGCUAAUGAAUGGCUACAGGUUAUUAACAUGCUUCCUUCUCUUGUUUAUCUUCAUUUAUACAAUUGUAGUCUUCAUCAUAUAACACCUCUACUUGAUCAUAAAAAAAUUUCUUCACUCAAAUCUCUCGAUCUUUCUGGGAAUUACAACUUAAAUUCUUCUGUUCCGAAAUGGGUUUUCAACCUCCCCAAUCUUGUUUCUCUUGACCUGAGUGGCUGUAAUUUUACUGGCCCGUUUCCUGAUGGUCCAGUUAACUUGACUUCUUUCACAACCUUCGAGGCUUCUGGAAAUCGUUUCAACUGUCGUUUACCUAAAUGGUUGUUUGAUUUGAAUAAUCUUGAACAUGUUGUGCUCUAUGGUAGUGGCAUUGAAGGUGCGAUACAGAGUAAGAGCGGAAACAUAACAAAACUUAAAUAUCUUGAUCUUUCUUUCAAUAACCUCAACUCCACUAUACCAAAUUGGCUCUAUGGAUGCAAAGAUCUAGAAUCACUUUUCCUUGGUGGAAAUCAUCUUGAGGGAACAGUUUCAAGUCUGAUUUCAAAUUUGAGCUCAAUAACUAUUAUUGACCUUUCUGGUAAUAUGCUUUCUGGAAAGUUACCGAAUGUAAUUGGAAAGUUAGGGAAAUUAGAACAACUUGAUCUCACAGGAAAUCAAUUUGAGGGAGAUAUAUCUGAAUUAUUCAAUGUUAAGAGUAAUUUCCUUUCAGUGGGAUUGGGAAAUACUUCUUUAACAUUUUUGAGACUAGAUGAUAAUAAACUCACAGGAGCUCUUCCGGAAAGUGUUGGCCAACUUUCAAUGCUAGAAGUCUUUUCCAUCUCUAACAAUAGGUUGGAAGGUGUUGUAACAGAAAGUCAUUUCUCUAAAUUAACACAUUUACAAACCUUCUAUGCAUCUAGAAAUAAUCUGACUUUAAAAGUGAGUCGGAAUUGGAUUCCACCUUUUCAAGUCAUAGAUAUUGAAAUAGGCGGCUGGAAUAUAGGCCCGUUGUUUCCAAUGUGGCUCCGAACUCAAAAGCAGAUAGCAAAUGUUGACAUAUCAGAUGGUGGAAUACAAGGUGAGGUUCCAACUUGGUUUUGGAAAUUGUCUUCUCAAAUUGAAUUUCUCAAUAUUUCUCACAACCAAUUUGUUGGUGAGGUUCCAAUCAUCUCGACACCUUCGUGGACGGAUGGACAUGGAGGUCCUUGGACAAUGUGCUUUGGUUCCAACAAUUUUAGUGGACCAUUGCCCUUGAUUUCAACCAUUGUAACUGAGCUAGAUCUCUCAAACAAUUCUUUUUCCAAAGGUUUAUCGAAUUUUUUGUGUGAAGCAAAGAAUGGAUCUUACAAAUUGGAGAUCUUAAAUCUCGGGGGAAAUGAUUUAUCAGAAGAAAUUCCUGAUUGUUGGAUGAAUUGGCCAGAGUUGAAAGUUUUAAUCUUGAGGGACAAUAAUUUGAUUGGAAGCUUACCAAGAUCUAUCGAGGUUUUGAGUAAUUUGUUAUGCUUAGACUUCCGAAGAAAUAGACUUAACGGUCCGUUUCCUUCAUCCUUGGAAAACUGCUCAAAACUGCAUAAAAUAGAUUUAGCUGAGAAUGAGUUUUUUGGAAAAUUACCAUCUUGGUUGGGAAUGAGGUUUACAACCUUGAUAGUUCUUAUCCUUCGGUCCAAUAAAUUCGAUGGUGAAUUGCCUAAAGAACUAUGUCACCUCAAAGAUCUUCAGAUCUUAGACCUUGCAAACAAUACAUUUGUUGGAAUCAUACCAAGGUGUAUUGGCAAUUUCAGUGCAAUGAUCAAAGGAAAAAAGAAAGUACUGGAAGAUGAUUUUGAGUUAAAUUAUUCCUUUUAUUAUGGAACUUUGAUAGAGAGUGCAAUGGUGACAACUAAAGGCAAUAUGUACCAGUAUGACACAAUUUUGGCGUUGUUUACAAGUAUGGAUAUGUCUAGCAAUAAUCUUUCUGGAGAUAUUCCUAUAAGUCUAACACGUCUUGCAGGAUUAAGAUCAUUUAAUCUUUCCAAAAAUAACCUAACUGGAAGGAUUCCAAAUGACAUUGGUGACAUGAAAGUCUUGGAAUCUGUUGAUCUUUCAGAAAACCAACUUUACGGUCAAAUCCCACAAAGUUUUUCGAGUUUGUCUACUUUGAGCUACUUGAAUCUAUCUGAUAACAAUUUGUCAGGUAUGAUACCAUUGAGUACUCAACUUCAAAGCUUUGAUCCCACGAGUUUUCAAGGAAACAAGCUCUGUGGGCUCCCGCUCUUGGUGAACUGCAGUUCAGAUGGCAAUAUUCCAAAUCACAAGUAUGAAGAUGAUGAGAGUGACAAAGAUGAAGUGGAUUGGUUUUACAUUUCAAUGGCUAUUGGAUUCGCACUAAGCUUUUGGGGUGUUUGUGGUUCAUUGCUUUUCAAGAGAUCAUGGAGACAUGCUUAUUUUCGUUUUCUAGACCGUAGCUGGGAAAUGUUGCUUGCAAAGUUACCAGUAUGUUGA